AUGUCUACCGAUAUAAAUAAUGAUGAUGAUUUUAAUGAUCAACAUCAAAUUAAUGAUGUUGAAUUACGUGAAUUAGUAUAUCAAUCACUUGAACGUGAUGGUUUAAUAACACAAUUAAAAGCACAAUUACGUGCUGCUGUUUUUAAAACAAUUGAAAAAGCAUCAAUUCCAUCGAAUAUACCAAAUAAAGCUGGUUAUGAAGGUAUUAAUGGACGAAUAUGUCGUGCACUUGUUCUUGAUUGGCUUGAACAUUCACGUUUAUUAUAUACAAAAGAUAUACUUGAAGUUGAAACAUCAGGUUCAAAUUAUCCAUUACCAUUAAAAUAUAAUGAAUUACUUGAAAAUUUACAUCUUGAUUCAAUAAAAACAAAUACAUCUCAACCAAUUUUACAUGUUUUACUUAAUAAUAGCAAUAAUCAAUCUAACAAAAUUAAUUUUCUACCUGAUCAUAUUAAACAAUCGAUUGAUAGUAAAUUUCCAAAUGAAAAAAUCAAUGAUAUAAAUCGUGUACGUGAACAUUUUCGUUCAUUAUUUUCAUUUGCAUUUGAUUUAAAUGUACUUGAUACAUUUUUUAAUAAAAAUCUUUCAUUAUCAUCAACAUCAUCAAUAUCUAAAAGUGAAUAUGAACAAAUUUGUUUAAAAUGGAUACAAGCAUGUGCAAAAGUACUUAUACCAUCAUCAAGUCCUGUUAAACAAACAUCAACGACUGUACCAAUUCAACCACCAUCAUCGCACAGUAUUGUUAAUAAUGGUCAAACAAUAACUCGAGCUCGUCGUUCAACAUCUCCACCAUCAGAAUCAAAUUCAUCAUCAUCAUCAUCAUCAGACAAUCCACGAAAAGAUAAUUAUGAUUUUCAAUUACCAACAAUAAUGGGUACAAAUAAAAAUAUUGUAAAAAAAAGUACAGAUAUUACUCCACCACCAUUACUCAAUUUUAAAAAUAAUAGUACUGCUGAUGAUGAUGAUGAUAAUACAACAUCUUCAUUAUUUUCUCAACGUAAUGCAACACCAGCUGCAUUAAAUCAUUUAAAAAAUAUUGAAGAUAUUAUUCGUGGUGAUGUGACACCACGUACAAGAACAAUCAUUAAAAAAACAUCUCUUACUGAAAUUACAAGAAUGUUAUAUGAAUCAGAUGAUGGUGCACAAUUACAAGAAGUUUUAUUAAAAAUGCCUUCCGAAGAAGUUAAUCGUCGUCCUGAUUGCUAUAUUAAAUCAGAUUUAUUAACAACAAAUACAAGAGAUGAAAGAGAUGAUGAUGAAGAACAAAUAAACAAAUAA
Messenger RNA from Rotaria sordida, 1278 nucleotides. The record is from the annotation of a GenBank genome assembly. Lineage: Eukaryota; Metazoa; Rotifera; Eurotatoria; Philodinida; Philodinidae.